Terrapene triunguis (Three-toed box turtle) is the source of this 2176-nucleotide messenger RNA. Its product is annotated as palmitoyltransferase ZDHHC20. Gene Ontology annotation, molecular function: protein-cysteine S-palmitoyltransferase activity. Gene Ontology annotation, biological process: synaptic vesicle maturation; protein targeting to membrane; peptidyl-L-cysteine S-palmitoylation. NCBI's taxonomy places the organism in Eukaryota, Metazoa, Chordata, Testudines, Emydidae. The record is from RefSeq and is a predicted model, not a curated record. The coding region runs from base 23 to 1114 and encodes 363 amino acids. Gene Ontology annotation, cellular component: endoplasmic reticulum; Golgi apparatus. The transcript has 13 exons.
CUGCAGCGGCUCGCCAGGGAAGAUGGCGCCGUCCCACGUCCUCAAGUGCUGCCAGAGGGUGCUGGCCUGGGUGCCCGUGGUCUUCAUCGCCCUGGUGGUGGCCUGGUCCUACUACGCCUACGUGGUGGAGCUGUGUGCGUUUACGAUUACCUCAACUGGAGAAAAAGUUGUCUACCUUGUGGUUUUUCAUCUGUCAUUUGUCAUGUUUGUAUGGUCCUAUUGGAAGACGAUUUUUACAACUCCUGCUUCCCCCUCCGAUGAGUUCUGCUUAUCAAAAUCUGAUAAAGAACAAUAUGAAAGAGAAGAGAGACCAGAAUCCCAGCAGGACAUUUUGAGAAGAGCUGCUAAAGACUUACCUAUCUAUACCACAACAGCAUCAAGGGCAAUCAGAUAUUGUGAUAGAUGCCAACUAAUCAAGCCUGACCGCUGUCACCACUGUUCUGCAUGUGACCUAUGUGUACUAAAAAUGGACCAUCAUUGUCCUUGGGUGAAUAACUGUGUGGGAUUUUCUAACUACAAAUUCUUCCUCCUGUUUUUAUUAUACUCCUUAUUGUACUGUCUGUUUGUUGCCGCUACGGUCUUGCAGUACUUCAUAAAGUUUUGGACAAAUGAUCUGCCAGACUCACAUGCAAAAUUCCAUGUACUUUUCCUUUUCUUUGUGGCUGCCAUGUUCUUCAUCAGCAUACUGUCACUUUUCAGCUACCACUGCUGGCUAGUCAGCAAAAACAGAUCAACAAUAGAAGCAUUCCGGGCACCCACAUUUCGAAAUGGCCCUGACAAAAAUGGCUUCUCUCUCGGAUGCAGCAAAAAUCUGAAAGAGGUUUUUGGAGAUGAAAAGAAGUAUUGGUUGCUGCCUGUUUUUACAAGCUUGGGUGAUGGUUGUAAUUUUCCAACUCGCCUGGUGAUUAUGGAUCCAGAGCAACUUACUGUCUCAAGCCAAAAUGAACCCCCCAAAAGUUCUGGAGCCAAUCAGCCCUUUCCUGUCAGGCCACUCAGUGAGUCACAAAAUCGAUUGUUGGACAAUGAAAGUCAGUGGGUGGAAGGUGGCUCAGAAGAAGAAAAUGUUAAAUCAGGUAGUGCAAAAAAGCAUGUUAUAGUUUCAUUGGAAAGCUGAUCUCAGUCUGUUAAUGACCAAUUAUCUCAAUGAGAAAAAGGUUUCUGCGACACAUUUGUGCUUGAAUAUUAAUUUUGUUUGGAAGAAGUUGCUCAGUAAAAUGGAACAGUGUGAACAUGUUAAAGAAGAUUUAUGAGAAAUUGUUUUUGUACAGUACAAUGGACGCUUAUAAGCACUGCUGCAGAGCAGGGAAGUAAGACAGAUGCCUUAAGAUUAUUAAUAUGCAUUUAUGCAACAUUGACUUAUAUACUGCUACAAAAGAGCCAAAUCCUGAAGUGUCCUGCAUGGGUGAGCAAGGCCCAAACAGAGCAGAAACUAUGCAUUGCUGCUGUGGGGGGAUAGAUCUGCCAAGACCCAAGCAGGCAGAUCCCAUAUUCCUGUGCACUGCAGAAGUUACUUCCAUAGCAGGUCUCCAGGGGACCAAGAAAGGGGAAAAGUGGAUGUGUUGCCCACAAACACAGAGCAUGGCCAGUGAGUCUCCACUGUGUAGCUACAUGUGGCCCAAACACCACGUAAGAGAAGAGCAGCACGAUGUAUCUUCAUCUCUUCCUAGUACCUAGUGGUAGCUGGUCACACACUUACUACCCCUGUACCCUGGCUCUGUAGUGCUGUGGGGGUUAAAAACGCCUUCCUUCAGCCCUGCUUUGUUGCAGCAAAAUGCCAAGCAGGUAAAGCUCUUUCACUUGGGCUCCACUUGUUUGCUUCAGGAUUGGGCCCCCUAGUAAUUUGAUUUCUUUAAUCCUAUCAGGAAUGUGACUCCGUAAAGUGACCAUUUAGAUAUAGUAACCUGAACAACAAUUUUAUUUUUCCUACAGUUGCCUCUCAACAUACAAAACAUUUGUCAAUCCAGAAAGGAGCUAACAAACUAGUACACUUUUCUGUUAGGGGUGCAAAAUGGGAUGUACAAGGCAGUAACAGAGCAGCAAGAUCCUAGUGGCAGCAGAAAACUUAUUGUAAGUUUUGUACUGUAUUGGAAAAUGGAACUGGAGGAAAUUACUGCUUUUUAUAUUGAACACUUGAUGGUUUAUAAACAUUGUUUUAUAUUUGCUUUAGCUUUUUAAU